AUGAGCACUGUCCCCAACCGGAGUGCUGAAGGAUACCCCGCGGCGUUCUGCUACCAGGUAAAUGGGUCCUGCCCCAGGACGGUCCAUCCUCUCGGCGUCCAGUUAGCCAUCUACCUGGCCUGUGCGGUAGGCAUGCUGAUUAUCGUCCUGGGAAAUUUGUUUGUGGUGUUUUCUGUGUCCUUCUUCAAAGUGCUCCACACUCCCACCAACUUCUUGCUGCUUUCCCUGGCCCUGGCUGACAUGUUACUGGGUCUGCUGGUAUUGCCCUUCAGCACCAUCCGCUCAGUGGAGAGCUGCUGGUUCUUCGGAGACCUCCUCUGCCGCCUGCAUACCUAUCUGGACACUCUUUUCUGCCUCACCUCCAUCUUGCAUCUCUGUUUCAUUUCUAUUGACCGUCACUGUGCCAUCUGUGAGCCCUUGAUCUAUCCCUCCAAGUUCACAGUCAGAGUGGCCCUCAGGUACAUCCUGGCAGGAUGGGGAGUUCCAGCAGCUUACACUGCCUUCUUCCUCUACACAAAUGUGGUAGAAAAUGGGCUCAGUCAGUGGCUGCAAGCGAUGCCUUGUGUUGGCAGCUGCCAGCUGCUGUUCAAUAAAUUUUGGGGCUGGUUAAAUUUCCCUGUAUUCUUUUUCCCCUGCCUCAUCAUGAUCAGUUUGUACGUGAAGAUUUUCAUCGUUGCUACGAGGCAGGCUCAACAGAUCAGCACCUUGAGCAAAAGCCUGGCUGGGGCUGUUAAACGUGAAAGAAAAGCUGCCAAGACCCUUGGCAUUGCUGUGGGCAUAUACCUUUUGUGCUGGCUUCCUUUCACCAUUGACACGCUGAUUGACAGCCUCCUUAACUUCAUCACGCCACCACUCGUCUUUGACAUCUUUAUCUGGUUUGCUUACUUUAACUCAGCCUGCAACCCCAUCAUUUAUGUCUUUUCCUACCGGUGGUUCAGGAAGGCACUGAAACUCAUCCUGAGCUGGGAGAUUUUCUCACUGCGGACACCCACUAUUGAUUUGUACCAAGAAUGA
This is a messenger RNA of Manis pentadactyla (Chinese pangolin), 1014 nucleotides long. It is a transcript of the gene TAAR5, whose product is annotated as trace amine associated receptor 5. The transcript has a single exon. Gene Ontology annotation, biological process: cell surface receptor signaling pathway; G protein-coupled receptor signaling pathway. Gene Ontology annotation, cellular component: membrane. The coding region runs from base 1 to 1014 and encodes 337 amino acids. The record is from RefSeq and is a predicted model, not a curated record. NCBI's taxonomy places the organism in Eukaryota, Metazoa, Chordata, Mammalia, Pholidota, Manidae. Gene Ontology annotation, molecular function: trace-amine receptor activity.